AUGUUUUAGAAACUCAAAGCAAGUAUUUUCAAAUCAUCCUUUAAUCAUCUUUAAGAAGCUUUUAGAAUGACAAGAUGGACAGGAUGUACGACUGAACAAUCAAAAUCUUAAUUAAACAAUUUCGAAUAGUUAAUCUUGGAUUCAAGUCAAAAUAUCUAAACUCAGGAUGAAUUAUCCGAAAAAUAAUAUUAAUUGCUGAUGUAUGUUUUGAAUAAUAUUGUAAGAAAAAAUACUAUUUUGAUACAAUCAUACUUCAAAAGUUAUUUAUCGAAAAAAAAAUAUGCUUAUAUGAAAAAAUGGGCAAAAUAUAGAAAGCAUGUUUAUUAAGAGUUAAUAAUUACAGAAUAAGUUUACUUAAGUGAUCUAAAGGCAAUUAUUGAUAAUAUAUUAAUAAUAGCCGAAUAAUAAAAUCUAUUACCAGAAAACGAGAUACAAACAACUUUUAGUAAUAUCUGUCACAUUUACAAUUUCAAUAAGAAAUUUUAUGAAGAAAUUAUAAGUAAGAGCAUAAUAUUAAUUCAAUUUUAGAAGAGUUCAAUAACUACCAUCCAAACUCUUGUUUUGGAAAUGUAUUUCAAAAAUUCAUUCCAUUUUUCAAAAUAUAUUUCUAAUAUUAUGCAGAUUACAAGUCUUAUCAAAUAAAUUAUUUAAGAUAAACAUAUCAAGAUUUUGAUAAGCAUCUGUUUAAUUUAGAAAAAUAAGAUUUUUUUAGAGGAACUGAUUUAAACUCGUUUUUAGUAAAACCAAUUUAAAGAUUACCUAAAUAUGCAUUAUUAAUAAAAGAUUUAGUUAAACACACUUGGAAAAGUCAUCCUGAUUAUUAGAAUCUUUAAUAAACUUUUUAUGAAUUUAAUUUAGUUACUUUCAAAAUAAAUCAUUUAAUGGGAAAGUAUGAUUUUUUAUUUAUUUUAUCUUAGUAUUUUAAAAAAUUAAGCACUUUUUGAUUUAUAGAAAAAGUUUUUCGAUCCUUUAAAUGUUGAUAUUGUAGAAUCAACAAGAAACUUUAUUCUAACUGAAACAGUCUACUUAAAAAAUUAUUAAGAAGAUCCUGCUAUUUUAUAUUUGUGUAAUGAUUUAAUAAUUAUAUCAAAAAAAACAGAAUUUAAUGAAAAAUAAAUAAAUGAAAGAUUGUUAACUUAUCUCUAUAUAAAUGAGUAUUCAUAAAUAUGGGAUGCUAGUUAAGAUUCUCUAACAUUGAUAUUUGUAACAUAAGAUUAAAAUAUCAAAUUUAUGUGCUAAGAUUAAGAAUAAUAAUAAAAAUUAUUAGAAGAAAUUAAUAAUCUCAUAAAAGCUAAUCAUUAAUCUAGUUGUUUGAUUAAAAGUUCAUUUUAAAUUAAUCCUGUAAGGGUUUUCGUUACAUAAGUAUCUAGAGGAAAAUCAAGAAUUCCAUUCAAAACAUAUGCAAAAUUUGAGAUAUUAGUAUUAAUAUUUAAAAAUGUUAGGUUGUUUUUGAUAAGAGAGAGUAUAGAAUAUGGACUAGACAUAAAAUUUUGUUAAAGAUACAAAAUACUUUAAAGAAAUAAUAUUAAAAGGAUUAUGAAUCAAUGAAAGAAACGAAUAUUUUAUUUUAAGAUUGGAUUAAAAAUAAAUUGAACAAAUAAAAUUAUGAUGGAAGAAAAGUUAUUGUGGAAACAUUUUUAGAAAUUCUUUUAAAUUCUCAAUAUGUGAAAUCUAAACCUGAAAGUUAUCUGAAAUUUUUAGAUCUUCCAUAAAAUUUUUAUUAAAAAUUCAAUGAAUCUUAGUUCACAAACUGA
This is a messenger RNA of Paramecium sonneborni, 1754 nucleotides long. Lineage: Eukaryota; Ciliophora; Oligohymenophorea; Peniculida; Parameciidae. The record is from the annotation of a GenBank genome assembly.